Messenger RNA from Paramecium octaurelia, 557 nucleotides. The record is from the annotation of a GenBank genome assembly. NCBI's taxonomy places the organism in Eukaryota, Ciliophora, Oligohymenophorea, Peniculida, Parameciidae.
AUUUAAUUAAUUUUGAAAAAAUAAGAGAGAGAAUGACAUUUAUUGUAAAGACCAGAAAAGUAUUGCUUAACAAGCUCUUGAAUAGAAGAUAAUUAGUAAGAAAGUGGUUAAUAAAAGAGUGUUGAAUUACUCCAUCCAAAUAAGCCCACUCCUUCUUAGGAAUCAGUGGUGAAGGAAUUGGCUUCUAAGUACAAGGCUGACGAAAGAAAUGUUGUUGUGUAUGGUUUGAGAACACAAUUCGGAGGAAACAGAACGAAUGGAUUCGCUUUGAUCUACGAUACAUAAUAGUAAUGGAUGGAGAAAUAAUGUUAGAUAUCUAUUGAAAUUCGAACCAAAAUUCAGAUUGAGAAGAAGAGCCAUCAUCCCAAAGAGAGAUGGAAGCAGAAAGGGAUGGAAGGAAGUCAAGUCCAAGUUGAAGAAGACCAGAGGAGCUGAAAAAACAAAAAUCUACAUGUCUAGAAAGACUGACAAGAGAGAAGUCAUCAGAGUUCAGAAGGAGACUUAUCUUAAGGGUUUUGUAGGAAAGUGAUAGCAAUUUAUUGAAAUUAAAAGAGUAC